UCUAGCAGACGACAGAUGUUAUCACGUCAGUUACGUUGCUGAGCUGUGAACAUAGAUUAUUUGGCUUAGUAUUUUUGUAGUUUCAUUUCUUCAGAAAUAAUUACAAUAAAGUGAACUUUCAGCUGAUAUAUUUUACAUAGUGUUAUGGCUACUUCAGAUGCAGUUGUAAAAACCACUGAUGCAAAAUUCAAUAUUCGUGUGGUACAUGAUACUUUUUCAGCUUCUCUUCUCGACGAUGAUGAUGUCGAAAUGGAUAAUUAUUUAUUAGCAUACAAAGAACUGUAUAAUUUUUUCCAGCUUAUGGGAAAAGUAUUUGGCUUUGUUGCAUCAGAUGUGAAAAGCAAAAUAGAAAUUCUUGAAGACCUCCGUAGAGGGGAAAAUGGAGAACAUUUUUCAACUGUAAAGAAAAUGAUUAAAUAUGAAAGUGAAAAUGGGCUUUUAAAUAAAUCUGACUACACUUCUGGUAGCCGUACCUUGCUGCGACUACACAGAGGAUUAGAUUUCAUCAGGCUAUUCCUGCAAAAAGUAGGUGAUCUUUGUGAUGAAGAUAAGACAUGUGGUGUUUGUCAAGAAGCUUACAAUUCUACAUUAGCCAAUUUUCAUCCUUGGAUAGUACGUAAAGGAGCAAUUAUGGCAAUGUAUGCUCUUCCCACCAGGGGAGGCUUACUGCAGAAGGUAUGUGGUCCUGAUGAAGUGCAGCAUGCAAUAGAUAUACUGCCAAAAAUGUUACAAGUGACUGAUGAUGCCUAUGAUCGCACUCAAAGACAUUAUACUGAAAAUGAUCUUCAUGACUUGCCUUAGCUUGCCCAUCUGGUUUACUGACAUUCUGUAAAAUGGGUUAUUUGAUAUGGAACAAUGCAAUAACAGAAUGUUAAAAGCUGAACCCUUUAAAGCCAAAGCUCAUGAAAGUAAUAUUUAAAAAUUUAUUCUGUAUCACAAAGUAAAUACAACACUUCACCAUUACAAAGAUCAACUGGUUAUUGCUGUGUGAGGAAAUAUUCCUUGCUUAAAGUGACAGUUAUACAAAACCCAUAAAUACAAAGUGAAGUGUUACUGACUUUUAAAGCAGAUGGUACAUAUAGUUACCAUUCAGCUUUAAAUAGUUAAUUGGGUUAUUUGUGUGGAAAUAAUGAAAGCAGGAUUGUGAAAAAAUUAAUAUUUUAAGCAUUUAUAACAAAAUUAAGGUACAAAAGAUUACUUUAAUUAAAGAUCUAUACAUUUUAAUUAAGUUUUUAUUCAUCUUAUUUGGGCAGCUUUGAGAGAAACAAUGGGGAAAUACCCAGUAACAAAAUCUGUGUGAAGUGAAGGACUUUAAUUUAUCAGUAAGCCAUGAAUUUUAGAUUACAAAAAUAAUAUAGUUCUUUUGCAGAGGGACCACAAUUUCUGUAUUAGAUAGUCCUUAAGAUGGUUUCCUUAGGUUAAGUAGAACAAUUCACCCAGUUCAUGAAUGCUCAAAUAUGUUAAUUUGCUUCUUAAGAUUAAAAGAGAUGGAAAAUAAAACAAAUAAUGGAACUAUUGAGUUAUGAAUUUUGGUGCUCAAAUAAGGGGUUGUAAUAUUUAGAGAGUUAAUUUUAGUGACCUUGGAGUUCAGAUAUAUUCAUAACACUGACAUGGGUCAUAAUAACUGUAGCUGUUUAUCCUGCAAGUAGUUAUCCUUCUGAAAGCUUAAGUGAUUCAGUAUUUCUUGAGACAAGUAACAUUUAAAAGGUUCUUUCAUAGGUGCAAUAUAUCAUAUGCUAUAACUGAUAAUCCACCAUUUUUCAGAUUCUUGGUAUUUUAAUAUUACCCAGUUUCUCUUUUUGUACAACACCUUUAAGAGAAUAGCAUGGUAUACAGAUUACAUUAACAAAAGUAAUUAUAAACUUGUCCCUGUGCUUGUAUGAAAUAUGGAAGAGUGAAGGUAAAAGUCCAUACAUUCUUAACUUCAGCAUUAGAUGGAGAUAAUGUUCAGCUUCACAUUCCAACCAUUAUGCUCUUGAGGAAAGGUUACCCAUUAGAAAGGAGGUUAGAUGUAUCCCCAUAGUUCAUGUGCUUGCAGUUUAAGGAGGGAAAAUUCUUGCCCCUGCUUAGUAAAAAUUCUGCUUCCAUGUGAGCAUUUAUCAGUGUGGGCAUUCAUCCGUGUGAGCAUUUAUAACAGUGGGCUUUCUUCUGUGCUGAAUUUUCAUGUGAGCUUUUAUCAUGUGCACAUUUAUCUGGUCACCUAUUUUCUUAUGUAUGCCAUGUCAUGAAUGUCUCUCAGAACAGCAAAAGUGCUUGUUACAAAAACAGAAAUUCCCUCUUUCUUAUCAGUGAAGUGGUAUUAGUACUAAAAUAAAAAAUGUGCAAUUGUUGGUAUUAUUUCCUAAUGUACAUAACAAUUUAUAAUAUGUCCUUGGAAACAUCUGUAAGAAAAUUUUAACAGCUUUAAAGUAAUGAUUAGAUAAGUAGAGAAUAUGGUUAUCAGUUACCAUAUCACAUGGUUAGUAAACAGUUAUCAAGGUACUUUGAAGCUUAUAUAUUAAAUUAAUUAUUACUAACUGUUAAGAUUAUAUUUUAUCUGUAUGAAACUGUACCUGGAAUUACUUAGUGAAUGUACUUGCUUCCUGUAUUAUGAUUUAGUAUGCCAUUGCAGUUUAUAAAGACAUUACCUAAAACACCUGAUUUUAGGUUAACUUGGGGGUUAUGGUGAGAUUGCAGGAAGGAAAGAAUGCAGUUCCUAUCUUAUAUGUAUGGUUUCAGAUAUAAAUCUGGUUUUCAUGUGCCUGCCUGUAAUAUUUUCAAACAUUUGGUUGUUGAAUUACUUUAAUACUGUUUGAGUAACACACCUGCCAUAUUUUUCAUAGAUUUUUGUUGAAUAUUUAAAAUCCCUCCACUUCCCUUUCAAAAGCUAGUGCAUUUAAUUUUUGUGUAUGGGAAAUCAACAUUCUUGGUAGUAUUUUUUGUUAUGCAAUACCAAAAUAAAAUAUUUGAUGUAAGAUA
Messenger RNA from Zootermopsis nevadensis, 2958 nucleotides. RefSeq names its product ceramide-1-phosphate transfer protein. Gene Ontology annotation, molecular function: ceramide 1-phosphate transfer activity; ceramide 1-phosphate binding. Gene Ontology annotation, cellular component: cytoplasm; cytosol; membrane. The record is from RefSeq and is a predicted model, not a curated record. Lineage: Eukaryota; Metazoa; Arthropoda; Insecta; Blattodea; Termopsidae. Gene Ontology annotation, biological process: intermembrane lipid transfer; ceramide transport.